Pestalotiopsis fici W106-1 is the source of this 2127-nucleotide messenger RNA. RefSeq lists its product as uncharacterized. The transcript has a single exon. Lineage: Eukaryota; Fungi; Ascomycota; Sordariomycetes; Amphisphaeriales; Sporocadaceae. The record is from RefSeq and is a predicted model, not a curated record. Bases 1 to 2127 code for a protein of 708 amino acids.
AUGUCGGAAUCCGAUGAUAGCGACUAUUCCCCGCUUACGUCAGAAUCCGACGAUAGCGACGACUACCGCCCGCCUCAAGUUCCCGGCAUUGAGUUGCCUCUCGAAUACACGCUCCCAGCGGACAAGCGCUUCUCCCAUGGCCUUCACGACUUCCAGCAACGUCCACGACUAGUGCAACGCGAAAUUUCUAUUCUGCGAGUCAUUAACGAGAUCACGGACAAGCAAGACUGGUACCAGGGAGUGUUUGAUGACGAGGUCGUCUUAUCAUGGAAGGCAGACGCGACACAAGACCCCCUGAUCAACGACACAGCAUGGGAUUGGUGCGUGGCCGAGUUACAAGAUAAAGCGCACAUAUACGAGGAGAAGCAGCAUGUCCUAGUGCUUGAUGUUGCAUCUCGCGUUUGCAAAUCUGAUGCCGUCGUUCCUGGCUCUAUCAGAUCUCUGAUGAAGGCCGCAACAGAUCCUCUGCGCCUCGAAGCGGGCAAAACAAAGAUGCCAGAAGACCAAACAUGGUACAACAGCCAGGUCAUCGAUCUUGUGAACCCUUCAUUUCUUGAUCUUUCCUUCGGGAACACACAUGUCUUUUGGUGGGGCGGAAAAACGGAGCUUGAUAAUUUGUUCGGCUCAAGUUGGAUAGAUUGUGUAGAAGACCAACAAGACUAUUACGACAGACAAGACCCUUGCUUGGGCUAUCUCUGGAAUUGUUGGUCUCAAUGGCUGCCUUCCGAGGUACAAUUUGAUGACGGGACAGCUACAGGCGUUCGAAUCACCUCAUACAUCAACAAUCUACAUCCGCGAAACAAAACUCUUUACAAAAUGAUAGAACAAGUCAUCUCUCUGGCUAUCGAACACUGGAAUGAUGUUCUUGUGUUUGGUCAGAACGGUCGAACGCCGCCUCGUGUCAAGAUGUCUUACUCAUUCGACCCCCCUUACCCGGACUGGGCCGAAAACUACGCAAAGAGCCAAGACCGGGAUUGGAAACGGCAUGAUCCUCAGCGCUAUGAGCAAGUUCGAAAGAAGGUAAGAGAGUACAUGAACCUUCCAGAUGGAUACAACUACAAAAACGAAGGAGGCGACGUCGAACAUGAUCCCCUGUUGAAUCCAGAGCUGGAUCCUCGGCAGAGUAACCCAGGCAUUGAACCCACCACUGAUCCUGGCCUCCAAGACAAGAUUGAGCAGGGAUAUUUCGACUACAUUGAUGAUCAUGGCAUCAACGAAACGGUCAUGAACAAGUGGAAGCGCAUCAGAAGUCUAGUCCACCCUGAUGCAGGAGACACAUACAACUACAACGAUUGGAAGCGAGGUCGUCUAUCCAAUCACAUCGACAACUGUACUCAUCAUGAACAAGCCACGCAUGACUACUAUACAGUGGAUCUUCGCAAAGACUUCCGAGAACAGGGCCUGCAAGUCGUUGUCAAACUCUCUGAUAUCGAAGUAUCUCCAGAAAAGCCAGAGUGCAAGGGCGAGGACUGGCAUUUGGCAAGCAACCUCAACGAGCACGUCAUCGGCACAGCAAUUUAUUGCUACGAUUGUGAGAACAUCAUUGAGCCUUGUAUCUCAUUUUCUACUGAAACAAGGCCGCAAGAGGGCGAGGUCGGAAACAAAGAGCUCGAAAUGUGGGAACUCGAGCAAAUUACGAAACUCUUUGGGAUUGAAAAAGACCUCCUGUGGAAUGUGGGCGUACAGGAGUUGGGAUCGGUGGCCAUACCUGAAGGUCGGCUUCUAAGCUUUCCAAAUACCCUGUGGCACCGGAGAGAGCCAAUGAGACUCAAUGACAAGACUAGACCUGGUCACUGGAGAUGUUUAGUCCUCUACCUCGUCGAUCCCUACUACCGCAUUUGCUCGACUCGAAACGCGCCACCACAACAGCAACAAUGGUGGGCAGCCGAAGCCUACCACAAGAUCGACUUCUCCAAGUUCCCCCCAGAGAUCUUACAAAUAAUUAUGGAUGAGGUCGGAGAGGGGUGGCCAAUAUCCAGCACUCGUGAUGGCUCCCGGUUCGCAAGCCGCUCCGAAUACGAUAAUUCGAGAUACUACAAGAUCCUCAAACGUGGGAUUGAUCCAAGCACAUUCCCAGAGUCCACUUAUAACGCUCGCUGGAAUUGCCACGAGUAUAAUGAAGUGUAA